AUGGUAGUCAACCCUGCUCACGUCAACCCGCUGGACUGCGAUGCAGUCUCAGAAAGCUGCCCCGUUCAAGCCUCAAUAUAUGGUUACUACCCUAGCAUAGGCUGGAACGCAUUCUUCGCUGCGGUGUUCGGCAUAUGUUUUUUCGUCAACUUCUGGCUCGGCCUGCGAUUUCGGACAUGGACUUAUAUGGCGGCCAUGUGCUGCGCAUGUAUAGCCUCCACUAUCGGCUAUGCUGGUCGCGUUACAAUGCACGAUAACCCUUUUGCAAAACUCGGUUUCCAAAUGCAGAUCUGUGCGCUUACAAUGUCGCCGGCGUGGAAUGCAGCGGCCCUUUAUCUUAUCCUGAAACACCUCGUCCUCCUCUUCGGCCGCGAAUGCUCGAGAAUACGCCCAAAAUACUACACUUGGGGAUUCAUCUUUGUAGACUUCCUGGCCUUGUCGCUUCAAGCCGCAGGCGGUGGAAUUGCAGGGAGUGCCGGGGACAACGCCAGCUUUCGAGAUGUCGGAGAUCGACUUAUGAUCACCGGUAUCUCAUGGCAGGUUUUGACGCUCUUGAUGUUUGCAGGCGUUGCGGCAGACUAUUUCCUUCGUCUGUCGAAAUCCUCUCAACCACUUCCAAAAGAAGCGCAAGCAUGUCUACAAGAUCGGAGGUUCAGGAUCUUUGUGGUCUCGCUGGCAUUUAUCUACAUCACGAUCUUUAUCCGCUGUGUCUACCGUAUUGCGGAAAUGGCUGGUGGGUGGCGCAACCCUAUCAUGCAAGAUCAAGCUCUGUUCAUAGGAGUUGAUAGCUGGAUGAUCGGAAUCGCCACGGUCUUGCAGACAGUUGUGCACCCAGGGAUAUUCUUCCCAUUUCUCUGUCGGUCAUCGAAAUUAAGGAAGUCGAAAAACCACAGUGAGAUUGCAAGCGGUGAAGCCGCGAGCGAGGACUCUGUGGAAAAAUCUGCGGUUUAA
Molecule: messenger RNA, 951 nt
Organism: Exophiala bonariae
Lineage: Eukaryota; Fungi; Ascomycota; Eurotiomycetes; Chaetothyriales; Herpotrichiellaceae
Exons: 2
Coding region: 1-951 (316 amino acids)
Cellular component (GO): plasma membrane; fungal-type vacuole
Source: RefSeq, a predicted model, not a curated record